AUGGCCGAUGUCGACACCAAUCAGAUAGCUACCGAUGUCAUGAGCGAGAAGGAAUUGCAAUGGUCUGAUCUGGAUGGAUUGCAAGUAUUUGACGAAAAUGGCGCUACCCUCAACUUUGGAGAUCUUUACAAGAAUCAAAAAACGAUCAUCGUUUUUGUUCGUGCAUGGGUUAGAACGGCAGGCGUGCACGAUUUGGCUAAAAUACCGCAAGAAUCUUUAGCGAAAGCCAACGUUCGACUUGCUGUGAUUGGAUGUGCCAAACACACUUUCAUCAAGAACUUUCGUAAGGUAACUGGCUAUCAGCAUGAUAUGUACAGCGAUCCACAGACGACCGUCUAUUCCAAACUAGGCAUGAUAAGAACUCUCUCUACUGGAGCAUCAGGAUCAGAACAUGUCAGAUCAUCUGUUGCAUCAGGCUUAGCAAAUUCGUUAUGGCGAACUAUGAAAUCAAUGAGUUCUCAAGGUGAUGUUAAGCAGCAAGGUGGACAACUUAUAGUUGGACCUGGUAAUGUUUUGAAAUACCUCCAUAUUGAUGGCGGUACAUUUGAUCACACCCCAAUUAACAAAUUACUCAGUAUGGCCGAUGUAGCAAAUGUUGAAUUUAAAAAACAUUAA
Messenger RNA from Trichoplax adhaerens, 615 nucleotides. RefSeq lists its product as uncharacterized. Bases 1 to 615 code for a protein of 204 amino acids. Lineage: Eukaryota; Metazoa; Placozoa; Uniplacotomia; Trichoplacea; Trichoplacidae. The record is from RefSeq and is a predicted model, not a curated record. The transcript has 7 exons.